Messenger RNA from Racocetra fulgida, 924 nucleotides. The record is from the annotation of a GenBank genome assembly. Lineage: Eukaryota; Fungi; Glomeromycota; Glomeromycetes; Diversisporales; Gigasporaceae.
AUUAUCAGUAGUAUUUUAUCCAAUCAAAUAACUUUUUAUUCUUUUAUUAACAUGCCUGAAAAUACUAAAGAACAAAAUACUUCAACUAAUAAUACCAAACUAUUCUCGCAAUCGCUUUCCAAUGGCAAAAAAAAAGUACUGGAAGAAGUUUCCAAUUCUACAAACGAUUUUCUUCAUGCAAUUAUACCAAGGGAUGGAAAAAGUGCAACGGCAAAUUUAUCUACUUUAAUGAAUAACAUUACAACUCAAAAACCCGGGUCCUCCUCAACACCAACCACAUCGUUUUUGCAAGAAGAAUGGAUAACGGGACAAAUAUACGAAGACAAACAACCUGAAAAGUUUGCUAUAAGCCAAUCGGUUAAUACUAACUUUAACGAUGCUGAAUGGGGGAAUUGGAUCAACUCUUCCGAAUAUUCUGACUUCGAUAAUUUUGGUGAAAUACCUAAACAUAAAUAUCCUUUUCAUCAUCACUUUCACAAGCAGGAUUCUUUUCACAAUAGUUAUCAACAAGGCGAUGGUAUCGAAAUUAUCGAUCUUUUAACCUCUUCAAAUUACACUGACGAAGUAUAUGAUUUUAACAUUAAGGAUGAGGAUCACAUUACUUCCAGCUCUCUUAACAAAUACAAGUCUAAAUUGGAUGACUUUUUGGAAACACCAGAUAUUUUGUCAUAUUUAGCUCAAGUAAGAUACACAGAUGAUGUAUAUGGAAUGCCCGUAUUUUUGAAAAGACUAGUUAAUGAGGCAAAAGAUGAAAUUUUAAAUGAACAGGAAAAGGUAAAUGAAAGUCAUCGUAAGACAGCAAUAGAAAGGUUAGAAAUGGUGAGAAAACAUUUGGUUAAAAAAAAAGAGCAGAGUGCAGACAAUGAGAUGCGCGAAUGGUUAGAUAAUUGGACUGAGAAAGAUAUGGAACGAGUUUGGAUGUAA